CACACAUUCAAGUAGUAGUUUCACUUUGACUUCGAUUCGAUCUAUCACAUGAUCAUUGAAGAUCUAGAGCUUCACAUUCACGUAUCUUUGCACAUGUGGUUUCCAAAUCACAACAGAUCUAUUAAUUCUCCAUUAACUACUAAUCAGUACUAGCCAUGUCUAUGUCACUACACAUUACUGCUAUUGCUAUUCUUUCCUUGCAUCUCCUCCUCUUACUUGCGAAUGUAAACUCAUCAUCCUCCAUGGAUCCAUACAAAGUACUCAACCUAAUCCACAACCCAAACGGCACCAUCACACGCUUAGACAAAUACCCACAAUCCCCACCUUCACAAGAUCCCAAUCUUCCUACACCCUCCCUCUCCAAAGACCUGACCCUAAACCCAUCAAAACACACUUGGGCUAGAAUCUACUUACCCCACAAACCAACCUCCAAGAAACUACCACUCAUCGUUUUCUACCAUGGCGGUGGCUUCAUCUUUUACAGCGCCGCUUCAACUUACUUCCACAACUUCUGCUCCAACCUCGCUAAUCAAACUCACUCCGUCGUUGUUUCACUCGAAUAUCGUCUUGCACCGGAACACCGUCUUCCGGCAGCCUAUGAAGACUCCGUGGAGAUUCUUCACUGGAUCAAAACCUCAAAAGAUCCAUGGCUAACACAUCAUGCUGAUUACUCACGUGUUUAUCUCAUGGGAGAGAGUGCUGGAGGUAACAUUGCAUACACCGCAGGUCUACGUGCAGCUGCAAUAGUUGAUGAGAUUAAACCGGUUAAUAUCAAAGGUUUGAUAUUAAUUCAACCGUUUUUUGGUGGGAACAAGAGGACAGCGUCUGAGAUAAGACUUGAGAAGGAUUUGAAUUUACCGUUGAUAGUUACUGAUUCAAUGUGGAAUUUGUCUUUACCUUUAGGAGUUGAUCGUGAUUAUGAGUAUUGUAAUCCAACGGUGAAUGGUGGAGAUAAGGUUUUGGAGAAGAUAAGGUUGUUUGGUUGGAGAGUAGCGGUUUUUGGUUGUGAUGGGGAUCAACUUGUGGAUCGUCAGAGGGAAUUGGUGAAGUUGCUUGAGGGUAAAAGUGUCAAUGUGGUUGGACAGUUUUAUAGUGGUGGUAGACAUGGUAUUUUUGUCGGUGAUGCUUCUAUGUCUCAAAAGGUUUUCGAUUUAGUGAACGGUCUUCAUUGAUCAUGAAUUAUGAGUCAUCUAGCUCGGUACUUUCUUUGUCUUGUAGUUUGCAUCAUGUUAAAAAAGAAAGAACAUCAACUAGGUCUAGUAGUACUACUACAUUGUAUUGGUAAGGAAUGAAUAGAUCCUAAAGUUUUUCAUAUGCUUUUGUAGUGUUCAACAAAAGAACCUAAAUUAUUUUGAAUUGGCUUUUAUUGCUUUUUAAACUUGUCAA
Messenger RNA from Medicago truncatula (barrel medic), 1386 nucleotides. Its product is annotated as carboxylesterase 1. Bases 156 to 1172 code for a protein of 338 amino acids. Gene Ontology annotation, molecular function: hydrolase activity. The record is from RefSeq and is a predicted model, not a curated record. NCBI's taxonomy places the organism in Eukaryota, Viridiplantae, Streptophyta, Magnoliopsida, Fabales, Fabaceae. The transcript has a single exon.